GCUAGAGCUAGCUAGGCCUCUUCAUCCCACCCUUACCUUCACCUCAUCCUCUCUUACCAUGGGGACUCUAGAAGUACAAAGCACCACCACCACCGCCAAUGGCAACAGUAACAGUAACGACACCACCAACGGUGCUACACUCUCUGACCCAGAAGAACCCAUCAUCGAUGUAGAAAACGACGAGGUUUCUCCCAUUGAGGAGGUCCGACUAACCGUUACCAACACCGAUGAUCCAACCCUUCCGGUAUGGACCUUUAGGAUGUGGUUCUUGGGUUUGUUAUCAUGCGGGCUUCUCUCUUUCCUCAACCAAUUCUUCUCUUACAGAACAGAGCCUCUUGUGAUCACCCAAAUCACUGUCCAAGUAGCCACACUUCCGGUCGGACAUUUCUUAGCAGCUGUGCUUCCCAAGAGCAAGUUCCGCAUCCCUGGUUUGGGGUCGAAAACGUUUUCUUUGAACCCAGGUCCGUUUAACAUGAAAGAGCACGUACUCAUCUCCAUCUUUGCAAAUGCUGGAAGUGCAUUUGGAGCUGGAUCUGCUUAUGCUGUUGGUAUUAUUACUAUUAUCAAAGCAUUUUACAAGAGGAAAAUUUCAUUCUUGGCAAGUUGGAUUCUCAUAGUCACUACCCAGGUAUUAGGAUAUGGGUGGGCAGGGCUGCUGAGGAAGUAUGUGGUAGAGCCUGCUGAAAUGUGGUGGCCUAAUACUAUGGUCCAGGUCUCUCUCUUCAGGGCUCUGCAUGAGAAAGAUGAAAAAGAUCAACGCAUGACACGGACUAAGUUCUUCCUAAUUGCACUAAUUUGCAGUUUUUCCUGGUAUGUAGUUCCAGGAUACCUAUUCACAACACUUACGAGCAUUUCAUGGGUCUGCUGGGUGUUUUCAAAGUCAGUAACAGCACAACAAAUUGGGUCAGGCAUGAGGGGCCUUGGACUUGGAGCUAUCACACUUGACUGGACUACUGUGGCAUCCUUCUUGUUCAGCCCCCUCAUUAGUCCUUUCUUUGCCAUUGCCAAUGUUUUUGUGGGAUAUGUGUUGAUAGUCUACAUUGCCCUUCCUAUUGCUUACUGGGGACUAGGCCUGUACAAUGCACACAGAUUUCCCAUAUUCUCCUCCCACUUGUUUACAGCCCAAGGAAAUAAGUAUGAUAUAUCAGCUAUUGUUAAUGACAAGUUUGAGCUAGAUCUGCAUAAGUAUGAGGAGCAAGGACGAAUUCAUUUGAGCUUGUUUUUUGCUUUUACUUAUGGCUUCGGUUUUGCAACCAUUGCAUCGACCGUUACUCAUGUGGCUUUCUUCUAUGGAAGGGUGAUUUAUGAGCGAUACCAUGCUUCUUAUAAGGGCAAGGAGGAUAUCCAUACCAAAUUGAUGAGAAGAUACAAGGACAUACCUUCUUGGUGGUUUCACUUGCUGCUGGCUGUCACGCUUGCAGUUUCGCUUGUUCUCUGCAUAGUCUUGAAUGAUCAGGUUCAGAUGCCAUGGUGGGGACUCCUCUUCGCCAGUGCUAUAGCUUUCUUCUUCACCCUUCCAAUUAGCAUCAUAACUGCUACAACCAACCAGACACCAGGGCUGAACAUAAUCACAGAGUAUGUUAUGGGUAUCAUAUAUCCAGGAAGACCAAUAGCCAAUGUCUGCUUCAAAACCUAUGGUUAUAUGAGCAUGGCGCAGGCUGUCUCUUUCCUCAAUGAUUUCAAGCUUGGACACUACAUGAAGAUCCCUCCAAGGUCAAUGUUCUUGGUUCAGUUCAUUGGAACAAUGCUCGCUGGAACCAUCAACCUUGCAGUGGCAUGGUGGCUGCUAAACUCCAUUAAUAACAUAUGCCAGGACGAUCUGCUUCCCCCUGACAGUCCUUGGACAUGCCCAGGUGAUAGAGUUUUCUUUGAUGCAUCUGUCAUAUGGGGUCUGGUAGGGCCUAAACGGAUAUUUGGAAGUCUUGGAAAUUAUCAAGCCAUGAAUUGGUUCUUCCUUGGAGGUGCAGCAGGACCAGUUAUAGUUUGGCUAUUACAUAAGACAUUCCCAAAGCAAUCUUGGAUUCCCCUAAUUAACCUUCCAGUUCUUCUAGGAUCAACUGCAAUGAUGCCUCCAGCAACAGCAGUAAACUACAAUUCCUGGAUCAUAGUAGGAACAUUUUUUAAUUUCUUCAUCUUCCGCUACCGGAAGCAGUGGUGGCAAAGGUACAAUUACAUUCUUUCAGCAGCACUGGAUGCAGGGGUGGCUUUCAUGGCAGUGCUAUUGUACUUUUCAUUGGGCAUGGAAAACAGAAGUUUAACUUGGUGGGGAACAAAUGGUGAACACUGUGAUUUAGCAUCUUGUCCAACAGCCAAAGGCGUAGAGGUUGAUGGUUGUCCGGUGAACUAAUCAUAUUGUUCUUCUGCUUAUCACAGUAUAGAUUUAGCAUAAAAUACAAGAGUAGGAGCAGGAAUGAACUACGAGAAUGGGAAGAUUAUGACAACUGAAGGUUCAAUGUGUAAUAUAAUUUCACCAUAAAUUCUGCUUUGUAAGUUCACUGUUAUAAGUUUAUGAAUUUUUCUUACCUGAACUACUAGGUCUACAUAAUCAAGAUACAAAACUUUAGUAGAAUUCACUUAUUAAAUACAUGGGUCUCACAUAUUUAUACAA
Molecule: messenger RNA, 2608 nt
Organism: Hevea brasiliensis (rubber tree)
Lineage: Eukaryota; Viridiplantae; Streptophyta; Magnoliopsida; Malpighiales; Euphorbiaceae
Product: oligopeptide transporter 4
Exons: 6
Coding region: 59-2347 (762 amino acids)
Biological process (GO): transmembrane transport
Molecular function (GO): oligopeptide transmembrane transporter activity
Source: RefSeq, a predicted model, not a curated record